AUGACCAAGACAAAGGGUACUGCCGGAGUUACUUUUGCGUGCCUGGCGGCAGCCGUGCUUGUCCUGGCGGCGCUUGUCCACGAGGCAGCGGCCGUGACUUGCGACCCGAUGCAGCUCAGCCCUUGCCUAGAUGCCAUAACCGGGGGCGGCCCCCCAUCGGCCGAGUGUUGCAACAGGGUGAAAGAGCAAGUGCCGUGCUUAUGUGACUACCUAAAAAACCCGAUUUUCAAACCUUAUAUUCCCGGGGCCAAGAGGAUCCUCGCAGCUUGUAAGAUUGCCGCCCCAAAGUGCGACUAA
Striga hermonthica is the source of this 297-nucleotide messenger RNA. NCBI's taxonomy places the organism in Eukaryota, Viridiplantae, Streptophyta, Magnoliopsida, Lamiales, Orobanchaceae. The record is from the annotation of a GenBank genome assembly.